GCGUGUAUAAAAAGGGAGGCGGCAGUAGUGUGCACACUACUGUUAGCUAGACCAAGGCAAAGCCAGAGAGCCUCCCUGCUCAUCAAGCUUGUGGAAAAGAGGAGUGUGCUUGGCUCUUGCUUCUUCGUCAGGGAGAAAAAUGAGGAAGGAGAUGAUCAUCAGGCUGCAGAUGAACUCCGAGAAGGGCCACUGCAAAGCUAUCAAGGUGGCUGCUGCAAUCUCAGGGGUGGAGUCCGUGACGAUCGCCGGCGAGGACAAGAACCUGCUGCUGGUGAUCGGCGUCGGGAUCGACUCCAACCGCAUCACCGAGAAGCUGCGCCGCAAGGUGGGCCACGCCGAGGUGGUCGAGCUGCGCACCGUCGACGCCGCGGACGAGCUCGGCGGCGGCCUCGUCGCCGCCGCGUACCGCUACCACCCGAGCCCGAGCCCCUACAAGCACGCGCCCGCGCCGCGCGACCACUACUACGCUGCCGGCGGCGGCGGCGGCAGGGACCACUACUACAACGGCGGGUCGGCGGCGGCGUACGCGCCGCCGCGGGUCGACUACUACUACGGCGGCGGCGGCGGAGGGUACCCGGCGCAAUACCAGCAGCCGCACGACGACUACUACUUCUACCACCCGGCCGCCGCGAACACGCGCACGGUGGUGCACCACGAGUACGCCAGCGACCCCAACGGAUGCUCCGUCAUGUGAGGAGGGGGUGCCGUGUUGCCCGUUGGUGUUUCGCGUGAUCUGGGAAUGAACUUCCUGUUGCAUGUGCCAUCUGGUGUCCCUCGCCUGGUGACUCGGUGUUAGUGUUAUAGUCACAAGCAGAGACUGGGAUUACUUUCUGGUUCCGUGCAAUUAGUGUAGAGCAAGCAUUUGCGCGUGCGUGGCUGCCUGAACCUGUGUGUACAUACUCAAGCUACAAGCUUCAUACUAUACGAAUUCAAGUGCAAGCCAGCUUACUGCUUGUCCUUCAGAGAU
Messenger RNA from Panicum virgatum (switchgrass), 967 nucleotides. Its product is annotated as disease resistance protein RGA5-like. The transcript has 3 exons. NCBI's taxonomy places the organism in Eukaryota, Viridiplantae, Streptophyta, Magnoliopsida, Poales, Poaceae. The record is from RefSeq and is a predicted model, not a curated record. Bases 140 to 694 code for a protein of 184 amino acids.